Messenger RNA from Colletotrichum lupini, 264 nucleotides. RefSeq lists its product as uncharacterized. The transcript has a single exon. The record is from RefSeq and is a predicted model, not a curated record. Bases 1 to 264 code for a protein of 87 amino acids. Lineage: Eukaryota; Fungi; Ascomycota; Sordariomycetes; Glomerellales; Glomerellaceae.
AUGGAUACCUUACUUAUCUGCUCUUUACUGUACCUUUGCUCAGUGACUAUCGUUCCCGCCCGUUUGCUAUAUUCGACAUCGCUUCCAAUAUCCUUCUUUUCGCUGCACCCGAUAUCACUCACUAGAGUCUCUACUUGUCCCUUGCCUCGAACCAACACACACACCUUUGUUUCGUUCCGUUUCGCCGAUACCUAUUUCUCCUCCACGACGACAAAAGAGUUGCCCAAAGACAAGAAAAAGUCAACUACGGCGCUACACGGAUAG